AUUCGACUGAGGUUUAUUCAGGUAGAAGAGUUUAAUUUGAACCAAUGCAUUUUUUUCUCUCUUUUUUCAGAAAUUCCAUUGAUUUUUUUUUAUUUUUUAUUGUGCGGUCCCAAAUGGUCACGUGUGUACCUCACCCAAUCAAAUGGCAGUUUGCUCUCAACUUAUUAGCUGACUGGGGCUUUGCGAGGGGGAAGUUGCCUCUCCAUUUUCACAGAUUGUUAUUUUGUGAGCGUGUUACUGUAUGUGUGUGUGAAUGUUUUUAUGUGUGUGUGUGUGUGUGUAUGCAUGAGAGUGCAUGCCUGCCAUGUCGACAUCUGGAGCUUUGACAGGAUACUAUAUUGACUCCCUUGUUAUGCCGGACAACGAGGAGACUCGCUUUCCCUCAGGUUCAGGGCUCAUUCAGCACAGGCCCUCCGUUUUACCCACAGAUCAUACAGAGAUCGGCCCCUGCACAUUCCCGGCAAAGCAAGCCGUUUAUGGUGGCUCAGGUUGGGGCCACAUCCCUACGCAUUUCUCCAGUGGUGUACCGUCAGUGUAUCCGCCGCAUACACAGCCUCCAGUAGCUGGGGAUUACGUGCAGUCUUGGCUUUUGGACUCUGCAUGUGGGCUGCCUUUCACUGAGCUACCGACGGUACAUCAUCACUAUCAUACCAAACCCGAUACAAAUAGAACGAAUGAGGACGGCACAGAGGCCAGUCAGGCCAGUUCACAUGUCGUACUCCCUCCCGGAGGCUUCAUUAACGGAAGAUGCUCUACCGACACAGAGAAAGUAUCUGGCCGGACUGAUGAGAAGGGAGGCGAUAUCGAGGAGAAACCGGGCGCUAAUCCAGAAAACCCUGUGUCCAACUGGCUUCAUGCGAGCUCAACGCGUAAAAAACGCUGCCCGUAUACUAAGCACCAGAUCCUCGAGCUGGAGAAAGAAUUUUUAUUUAACACUUACCUCACGCGCGACCGGCGGUACGAGGUCGCCCGUCUACUGAACCUCACGGAGAGACAGGUCAAAAUUUGGUUUCAAAACCGCAGGAUGAAGAUGAAAAAAUUUAAAAGAGAUGGAUCGAAGGACGAAUGAAGCACUUCGUAUAUGUGAGGAUGUGAGCUGAUACAUCCUUUUACUCAAAUGUUGUCAUGGGAUUUUACAUUAGAUGUCAUUCUUUUCAAACAAACCAUAUUUGACUUAAAUAGGCCUAAAGCAUGCUGGGAUUGUGUUGUUUUAUUGAGUUAUAGGCUAUUUCUCAUACGUGGAUCCAUUUUAAUGAAUACGGCACAAAUCAAUGUUUCAGACGAUCACUGAUGCAGCCUUAAAACAAUCUGUAUUUAAUUUAGACCUAAUUUAUUAGAAGUUAAUAAAUAUGUCGGAGCUAUGUGCUCUUCCUCUUCGAUUGCAGGUGUGUAUUUCAGACCGCUAAUUAACAUUUUCUUUUAAUCUGUAACUAUUACUAUAAUUUGCUUAGAAAUAUUGGGCCCAAUUUUAUGUAAAGGUACUAAUACACUUGAGAUCAUGUGGCCUUAGAUUAUUUUUUUUAAAUAUGACACUUCACUGGGCUACCUAUUUGUUUUGAAUCGACCAACAUUUUCACGCCAUUACACACGAUGUGAUAAUGGUGAGAACAGGCUGGAUAAUGGGUGAAGUCUGCGAACUUCAGGGAACAAGUCAAGUUAGAUUGUGAGCUAUAGAAAUAAAAGCACUGUAGGCAACUUUACAAAUACCUCAUGGUCUGUUGACCGCCAUAUUCUUUUUGUUAUUUUUUUUGUUUUGUUUACUGUUUACCUAUUUUCUCAGAUGCCAUUUGUGAUUUUAUUUAUUGAAUAAUAAAGCAAUUCAUAUCUCCAAACAAGUCUCCCUUACAUUUUGUAUUCCUCGUGAUUUUUUUUAAAUAACAAUUAAGUUGUAAUAUAACCUGAU
Pimephales promelas (fathead minnow) is the source of this 1903-nucleotide messenger RNA. RefSeq names its product homeobox A9a (gene hoxa9a). Gene Ontology annotation, cellular component: nucleus. NCBI's taxonomy places the organism in Eukaryota, Metazoa, Chordata, Actinopteri, Cypriniformes, Leuciscidae. The record is from RefSeq and is a predicted model, not a curated record. Gene Ontology annotation, molecular function: DNA-binding transcription factor activity, RNA polymerase II-specific; RNA polymerase II cis-regulatory region sequence-specific DNA binding. Gene Ontology annotation, biological process: anterior/posterior pattern specification; proximal/distal pattern formation; embryonic skeletal system morphogenesis.